UUUUUUGUGUUAUUUAGGUCCUUAUUUCGUCUUCGAAUGUUGACGCGCCUUUGGUUUUUAUGAGAGCCGAGUUGAAAUUUUCUUGACUAAUAGUAAAAUGGUAGAUUGAAAUUUUCAUCCGUUGCGGGGAAUAAUGACUGAGUGGGACUCGAGUUUGAGAAUUGGGGAAGACAUCAGUUUGCUACCGAGCAGGCAUGAAGGCAGUAGCAAUUAUUUGGUUCCUCUUCCACCUACGCCGCGUCCAAAUCAUGCAGUGCUCGAGAAUGUGUCUGCUCAGAGCAAGACCUACCGAAGCGAAGUGCUGGAAUUCAUGGUGAACCAAUCGUGUGCGAAUUUCCCUGACAUGCCUGACUUCUGCGAGGAAAUCAGUGGCAGUGAUCUGCUCCAAUCUGUAAAUUCUGCUGAGUUCGGUUUUGGAAGUUCCAGCAAAGCUUUCAUGGACCCAAUCGAUGAUGCGAAGUCCGUUUCGAAAGUGGGGGUCGUUUGGAACAACUCAAGUUGCCUCGCUGGAAGUGAGAUGAACUCGGACAUGGACGGUGUGUUUGUUCCUCGUUCUGGCCCACUUGGAACUCUUCAAGGGGAUUUUCCCAAGGAUGAGCCGCUCCCAUUUACGGAUUACGUGAAGCGUAGAGCAGAUUCUAUACCACUCAGUGAGUGUAAGUUUCAACAUUGUUGUGUGAAGCUCUUUGUGGCUAUCAUGAAGACGUUUGCUCAUAUAGGCUCGGGUAUCCCGCUUGUACCAUCCUCGGUUUCCGCUGCAUGUCGGUCAACUUUCAGUGCUGAACAACGCCCAGAAGUGGACACGGGAAAUGGUCAACUUCUCACGACGAAUGCCAGGAUAUGUAAAACGAAUGUGCCAAAUUAUGCUGUCAAUGCAACCACGCCAGUCCGAAGUAUGAUGCAGACUUCUUCGGUUGUGAGCGAAAGCUGUACCACGAUCGAUUUGCCUGACCGAUAUUUCGAUGAUGUUGGCGGCGAGUCUUGCGAAUCCCAGAAGCCGGCGAAUUCUACUCCGAUGCAUCAUCCUGAAUCUUCAUUCAACGAUCCGGAUUUCAGUGCCAUAUCCAUGUUUCAUAAUCGAGAUGAUACUCUGGAACUUUUGAAAGGCAUGGAUCUCUUUGCCAAGAAGUGUAAUCCAGUGGUGGAACCAGUGCCAGCGAAAGCUAAGCCUGCUGAUCCUCCUGCUGGUGUUCUUGAUUCAAUGAAGAAUGCGUAUCCUGUGCGAACAUCUAAUUCUUCUGACGUGAGCAAUCGAACGAACGGAAGUUCCGGUUCCUGCGAAAGUGGAGUUGCCUACUAUCAUGUCGAAAGAAGAAAUCCUAGAACUUCCUUUGCUGUUUUCGUACCGGAGAAAUUCGACGUGGAAAAGAGGUGUUGCGUUGGAGUUUCCUGUCCCGUGGCGAUUCCUGUGCAGAAUAUGUCCCCUGAAUUCUUCAUUUGCUCGCCACACGUCACAGAGCUUACCGUCAAUGGACAUGUGGUUGAUGAUCCGAGCAAGAUUUUAUCUUUCACGAUGUGCACGUACGACAUCGGGCCGAAUGCCCAAACGUUAAUUUUGUGUCAUAUUGUUGGAGAUGCAUUAGGUUGCAUACGUGCGAAACUCGAAUUCGAGUUCGAGAAACCAAAUCCCAUCGAAUUUCCUGGAAGUACCAAGGGUCCCACUCAGGUGUCAGCGAUCAAGAUGGUUCUGUUGAAUGCUGCUGUUGAGCUUCCAUCGGUUGACGUUCGCUGUGACGACAAGGAAUUCACAUCUGCUGUGAACCAGCAUAUUAAUUUGGGAUUUUUUCCGCAACGCUGUCGUUUAUCAAAAAGUUUUCGGGUUUUCAACUUGAGCUCUUCCGAGUACUCUGUGACAAUACGUAUCGCUGGGGAAGACUAUUGGACGAAAAUGUUCCAGCUCGUGCCUGAGAACAGGUCUCUCAUAGGAGCAAAUAAUUACAAUUCCUCCCUGGUGACGAGAUUGGAAACUGAAGGACGAUUCGACUUCAACGUGAUUUUCAAGUCACCGGCUCUGCCAGCUCAUCGUAAUUCGCCGAGCAACGUUGCUGUCGAUCUGAUCGUAGAGAUGAAAGAACCGAAGUUCGCAUACAGGCUGUCGACAACAAAAAUCAUUUGCAUGAUCGGCAAGGCUAGACCAACUACGAAUCUCGUUGACAACACAUUGCAAGUGCCUAUGCGUUCCUCUCGCUCCUUUUCAAUCAGCAACGACGGGAACAUCCCAUUAAGUUUGAGUCUGGAAGUAUUUCCUUCGGAGCCAGUGGACAGCAACGGUAGACCAGAUUCACAGUGCAGCAAACGUUCAACGGGAAGCCAGAGUUCCGUUUCGAAUAAGCCGAGCAAUCCGUGUUUUUCUGUGGUGCCUAAGAUCCUCCUCUUGGCACCUAAGGAAGGUCAAAGUGCGACUGUGACGUUUGACCCGCCGCCAAGUUACGAAUGUUCGAGUCGUCUUGCUUUGCAAAGCAUUCUUCAAAUGUCUGUUAUCCCCAAUGGAGAAUGUUUCAACGUCAAUCUCGAAGGGUUCGUCGACCCCUCGUCAGAUGUGCUGAACUUCCAAAGUGGCUUGAGUUCUCCCAAUUCCACGUUGACUUCCGGAUCAAACGUUGUUCGUGCUCAAGGCGGAAGAGACAUUCCUGUGGAAAAUACGAAUGGAGUGCAGAAGACGGCGUCGGAUUUUGGAAAAGAGAAGAACAACGGAUUUAUGAAGCUCGCAAUCGUGAACAAGCAGCUGUAUUGUGAUCCUAGCAAAUUGCCUACUUCUACUGAUGAUGUCAGGCAGGAAGUGAAGAUUUUUAGCGUCGACAGCGUUUUUUUCAACGGUGUUUCAACUUCAUUUGGUGACCCAUCCAAUAUUGCCACUGUGAAAAUGUGUAAUAAAUCGAAGAAGGAUAACAUCGUGGUCGAGUGCAGUCUUCCCCCGGGAACGUGUGACUUUUUUUUCGUUUCUGAAUCCCGGAAGGAAUGCACGAAGGCCAAUCAGAGGGUCAGUAUCGCCCCUGGUGGUGUUGCCCAACUUUGGAUUUAUUGUGCGAUCAAAAAUCCGUCAGAUGUUCCGUGGUUUCAGGGAGAACUCAAAUUACGACCGAGGUGUUUGGAUCUGAAAGGCAAAGCUAGAAAAUUUACGAUCAAUUUGUUGGCGUGCCCAUCUGUGAAGCCGUUGGAAGUUGUUGAUAUGAACAAUGAGCGAGUUGAUGCCGUUGCUUUACGAAGGAACAUGGAUGGUCUGUUGGGUGGAAGCUUUUUGUUGAGGAACCCGAACGAAUCCGUGCAUUGUUUCGUUUUCAUCAAGACUGAUUCUUGGAGCAACGGGAAAGGAGGCAUACGCAUAAAGCCGGACUGUUACUUGUUGAGUCCCAAAGAGAUCAAAGCGUUUUCCGUUGCUGCUGCGUGUGGUGGAAGUGCUGGGUUGUCGAAUUUUGGAAAGUUCAUGUUUUUCUGCGGACCUGAGUCUUUGCGACGAGCAGCUUUGUCCGCCGGAUGCCGUGUUGAAAGAGGGGAGAUCAACUUGACUCAACCGAAACUUUUUGAUCAUUGGUCCUCGAUUGAUGGAUCGACUCACAGCAUGAGGCAUCUCCAGGAUAAGGACGCCAUUUCGCGAGCCUUGAUGAUGUGCACGCAAGAGACAGCAAUUGACGUAGUUGUUCCUGACGAACUGAACGGAUCCAUUGACGGUGGGAGAACGUUAAUCGCUACCGACGCAUCAACCUUCUUCGAAUCGGCAGAAACCGUGGCCGGCGGUGAUAUUGAAUCCUUCAUGAAUAUCACUGAAGUGCCAAAAGCUCGGCAGCCACGUGAGGUCAAAACAUGGGAUGUACAUCCGACACUGCUGCGUUUCGAUACUGGACAGACUAUGGUCAAAAUGUUGGAGAUUUGGAAUUGGACAACCGGGAACUUGACGGCUGACAUCAAGUUUUCAAGUGAAGAAGGUCUUCUAGUUUACCCGAAAACGACGUUUAUUCCAGCUUCUUCCUCCGCAAAAAUCAGUGUUGAUGUUCGGCGAUUAUCUGCGAAACGGCGCCAAAAUUCUUGGCAAGUUGAGAUUCAAGCGGGCGGAGAAAGAAGAUUUGUUUCUGUUAUGGUGUCGCCAUUUCUCAUUGCUUCCGGCUCCUCGACCCGAGAUAGUAGUUUUUCGGUGAAUAAGGUUGAUGGUGGAGUUGGCGGAGCUCCAGAACUCGCAGGAGCUACCCUCGCACUUUCAGCGAAUGCUUGCGUUUUUGGAGAAUGCGAAAUGGGUACUAGUUCGGAACGGGUGAUCACCAUGAGGAAUGAGAGCCAUGCAGUCAAGGUAUUCUGGAAGCUUGAGAGACCGGAGGAUUAUGGGAAAUCGAUGGAUCAUUUGGUAUUCUCAUCCACGUCGAGGUCUGGUGUCCUCGGGCCUCUCCAAACUGCGUGCAUCGCUUUCAGUUUUGAGCCAUUGUCUGCAGUUUCUUAUUCGUCCGCUUGGACGCUUUGCUCUCGCAUUGGAAAUGAGGAUGCCAAACGAGUUGAAAUCAGACUUACAGGACGGGGGAAAGACGUUCGCCAGCCGGAGAAACAAACUGAUCUGCUCGAAAGCAAGGAGACUAUGUACACCAUGGAAUCGUUGGGCCUGGCUGAGCACAGUGUGUCGAUGCAGGUGUCUGACGUCUCAGACUUGUCGAUGUCGAUGGGCUCUGUGAAGGCUGCCAGGCAUGUUUUUAUUUUCCGUCAUUGUUCAUUUUUGUCUUCUGUGGUGAUCAUGUGUAAUUGGCUAUCUUACAGUUAUGAGAGCAGCACAUUGCUGAUGGUUGACAUGAAUGUAAUUCGCUUCCCUGAUGUGGAGUUUGGGAUUUCUGAGCUGCCGCUUGUAACCAAGAUUCGAUUGACGAACAACUCAAGGACUUCGUAUAAGAUGGAAUACAACAAGUUGCCGGAGCCAUUCUCAACCUCUGAAGCCCCUGCUGUCAUGAAACCGAGGUCAUAUUUUAGCGUCAACGUGCGUUUCAGUCCUUCGAAACGCGGUUUCUUUCAAGCUGAAUGGAUAGCAAAGCCGGUGGACCACCCGGAAAUCGCUCCCAUCAAAAUGGAACGCCAGAAUUUGAUCAGGUCUGAAGAUUUGAAAUAUUGGAAUGAGCGUUAUGAAAAAGCUACGAGGCCAUCAGAUUUUAUUUUGAAGUACAGUGACCUCAAGCCCAUUGUGGAGCAUUUGAUCGCCAAAACCGACCGGAUCCUCAUUUUAGGAUGCGGAAAUAGUGAACUCAGCGAGUGCAUGUUUCGGGAUGGGUACAAACGUAUCACUAACGUGGAUUUUUCGCCAGUCGUUAUUGAAGCAAUGGCAAAGAAGAACGAAGUCACUGCUCAAAUGGAAUGGCUGGUCAUGGAUAUGCUAUCGAUGACUUUUCCGGACGAAUCCUUUGACUUUGUUUUGGAGAAGGCAACGAUGGAUUCUUUCCGGGGUGAAGAUUCCUUUCGUUCUUAUCCAGGAGAAACACUCAUCUCAGUGAUGCGAAAGAUCAGUAAAAUAUUAUCACCGUUUGGCAAGUUUGUGAUGGCUUCUAGCCAACCUCCAAGUAGCGCGAGGGGGCCUUUGGAGCGAGACGAAUUUGGGUGGAGCAUUGAUUACUCCAUUGUACACAAUACGUACAAUGUAUACGAUAAUUUUGUGUACGUGAUGCGCAAAGGAGAAACACUGAAAACUCGUACACCGCGUCCGAUAUGCAUUGGUAAACUGUUCGACGAGGGGGAUUCUGAUGAGGAAUCUGAAGAAGUUUACGAGCCGUGUGGCCCGAUGCACUACUUCUGGUAAAAAAAAAAAAAAAAAAACGGAACGUUUGGACGUGACGCUGUGAUGCCUGCAUAAUCCUUUGUCUCUCUGUGUACCGUAUUUACUUCGAGCACCACGCGCCCUCGAGUACGCCGCGGACCCCCGUUUUUCUACCAGAAAAUUUUCAAAGAACCUAUCCCCGUGUAAGACGCGCACCCCGGUUUUUUGCUGUUGCAGAAAAUCAGAAUAGUCUUGGAUCUUUUUUCACGUGAAUCCAGUUUACCCCAUUAAUAUUUUGUUUUCCUGUUUCUUACCAUCUGCAAGAGCAGGUAAAAUUAUUUUUCAGUAUAUGACAACUUCCUCAAUUAGACGAAUUCCCCCUUCCUUUACUUCCUGUUGCAUCUCCAACGGAUGUACUCCUGAAAUUGUUUUUAUUUGAGCCAUUUUUCCUCAUGAACGAAUAGACUUGGUGCCACACAUUUCCGCUUCAAUUUUUAUUAAUGCUUAGAUGUGAGGGGCACUUGUUUCGGGAAUUUUUCCCUAAAACUUAUGCCCUAUUACCACGCGCACCUUUUCUCCAGAAAGUGAAGUGGAAAUGUAGGGUGCACGUGGUACUCGUGUGAAUACGGUAUUCUUCCUUGUGUUGCGAGCCUUUUUUUCCUGCCGAUGAUCGUUCAUAGACGUUCUCAAAUUUGUUCUCAAGUUUAUUCUAGGACACAAUGUCUCUCAUAGCGAAAAAAUGAAAUGUAUGAUUUAUCGUCCCAUUUUGUGAAGUAGCUUCUAUUUUUUUUAACCGAUUCCCGACUUUACAGCCUGUGUCGUGUGUGAACUGUGCGAUCACGAGUCGUACUUGGAUUUUCGGAUCUUAUUUGUGAGAUUCGAAUAUAAAAAGGAGGCUAGUACAUGUACUGGGAUUUCGUCACUUCGGUGAUUGAUGGGGAGGCACAUUUCCAGUGAAUUGACGUUUUCGGUGACCUGUCUUUGUAUCAAUCUCAACGGGUUUGCGAAGCAUCGUGGCGAAUGCCUUGUGAGACACAUUCGAUGCCAUCUUGCUCUAGUAAUCUGUGAUCAUGUGCUUCGUAACAUGUGCAAAAAUGGCGUGGCUGUGAUCCAUGUUGGCAUUUUUUAUAAGACCGCGAUAUUAUGAAGAAA
Molecule: messenger RNA, 6871 nt
Organism: Notodromas monacha
Lineage: Eukaryota; Metazoa; Arthropoda; Ostracoda; Podocopida; Cyprididae
Source: the annotation of a GenBank genome assembly